AUGGCUCCACCGGCGAAACUGACCCAGUAUACCCAGCUGAUCCUACUCCUCCUUGCAGCAGCAGUAGCUAGUGAUCACUUGACCCUGCACCAGGCUGCGGCUGCCGCCGAUGAACUACAAGGCCGACCGCAGCAGGGGCUGGGGCGUCCGGGUUGCCGGGACAAGUGCGGCGACAUGAGCAUCCCGUUCCCCUUCGGCAUGGACAAGCCCGGCUGCUUCCUACCCGGCUUCGAGGUCACCUGCAACACCUCCUCUACUCCGCCUCGCGCCUUCCUCGCCUACAACCACAGCCAGCCACCAUACCAGCAUAUUUACCAGUAUGCAUUCAACACUGAGGGUGGGGCUACAAGCCAAAUAGAGGGGCGUCAGGCGGUCGAGCUGUUCGACAUAUCACUCGAGACGAGCGAGGUACGUGUGUACAGCGGCGCCAAUUCCCGGUGCUUCACAAACGAAUCCGCGGGUUUAGACAAGGGUGAAUACAUGGAGUUGGACAGGGAGGGGCCGUUCCUCCUGUCGUCGACGCGCGACGAUCUCGUCGGCGUCGGCUGGAACGCCGAGCCCUCCAUGACAUACACGGUCAAGACCUCGCCGGACCCUCUCUCCUGCACUUCAAACGAUCCCUUCAUGUCGGCCACAGAUGGGGAGUGCUCGGGUCUGGGCUGCUGUCAGAUUGCCCUGCGGCCGCAGAUCUCGACUCUCCCUGUCAUUAGUACCGGGGUGAUCUUGAAGAAUUACAUCAAUAUUCGCUGGGAAACCAAUCCAUGCUCCUACGGCAUGGUGGUGGAGAGGUCAUGGUACAACUUCACGGAGGAGGACUUGUACGGCCACGAGGUGCUAUCUACGAAACUCAGCAGGGGCUUCCCGUUGGUGCUUGAUUUCGCCAUCAGGGACGGCUCGUGUGAGCGCGACGGCUGCCUCAGCGGCAACAGUUCUUGUGCCAUAGCAGCCGGAGGCUAUGUCUGCAAGUGCCGGGAGCAUUACAAUGGCAACCCCUACAUCACCGAUGGAUGCCAAGACAUCGAUGAAUGUCAGCUCCGAGAACAGAGUCCCGAGUUCCGUGAUUUAUAUCCGUGUGACGGGAUCUGCACGAACAUACCCGGAGGAUAUGACUGCCGAUGCAAACGCGGGAUGAAAGGCGACGCCAAAAAGGGAACCUGCGCCGAAAUUUUUCCCCUGUCAGCAAAGAUCAUCGUUGGUCUUGCUGGAUUGAUUGUUGUCUUUGUCAUCAUUGUUAUGGCCAAGCAACACCUAAAACUUAAGAAGUUCUAUGCACAAAAUGGUGGUCCAAUACUUAAUGGUGUCAAGAAUAUACGGAUAUACACGAGGAAACAGCUGAAACAAGUAACAAACAACUAUGAGUGUGUCAUUGGACAGGGCCACUUCGGUAAGGUUUAUAAGGGCACUCUGAAAGAUAAACAACAAGUGGCUGUGAAGAAGUCCAUCAAAGUUGACAAGGACAUGAAGAAGGAAUUCACCGAUGAGGUUAUAAUCCAAUCCGAGAUGAGGCACAAAAACAUUGUCAGGCUCCUAGGUUGUUGCCUAGAGUUCGAUGUUCCCGUGUUGGUGUAUGAGUUUGUGGCGAAAGGGAGUUUGUACGAUGUCCUCUUCAAAAGCAAGGAUAGCAUUCCAGUGAACAAGCGCCGGGCAAUUGCUAUUGGGUCAGCUGAAGCCCUAACAUAUAUGCACUCGGCUGGGGAGAGUACGAUACGUCACGGUGAUGUUAAAUCUGCAAACAUUCUUCUUGAUGAACAUUUCACCCCAAAAGUUUCAGACUUUGGUACCUCGAAGUUGCUCGCAAAAGGAAAAGACGAGGAGACUGAUCGUGUUGUUGGGGACAUGAGUUACAUAGAUCCAAUAUAUAUGGAGAACGGGGUCAUUACACAAAAGAGUGAUGUCUACAGUUUUGGAAUUGUUCUCAUAGAGCUCAUCACAAGAAGACCUGCAACAUAUGACGUCAAGAGGAGCUAUGUUGCAAACUUUGUUCAAUCUUGUGCAGAAAAAAGAGUAAGGAACUUUAUUGAUAACGAUAUUACAAGUGAGGUUGAUAUUGCUAUGUUGGAAAUGGUUAGUGGGGUUGCUGCAGAUUGUCUAAAACCUAAUCCAGAAGAACGGCAUGAUAUGAAACAAGUAGAACACCGGCUCCUCAAAAUUAUUGGACAACCCGUAUAUCAUGGUUAG
Messenger RNA from Triticum turgidum subsp. durum (durum wheat), 2178 nucleotides. The record is from the annotation of a GenBank genome assembly. Lineage: Eukaryota; Viridiplantae; Streptophyta; Magnoliopsida; Poales; Poaceae.